CUGCUUCUGAGGUACCUCCACCAUCCUGGCGGCGGCGUCUGGCGCUCUCUCACACACUCUCUACGCAGCAGUGGUAGGUUUUUUUCUUCUUUUUUUCCCUCCUCCAAGGUUCCAUUCUGUGUUACAACGCUCGGUUGGGGGUUAGCUGGUGGGUUCACUGGGUUGGGUGUCGCUGCACGGCCUGCUCACCUCAGCCAGAUGGGCGGCUUCGGGAGGAAAGGCGACAGGGAACGGACAGGGAGGCAGGGGAUGGCAGGCCGAGCUAGCGGUGCACGCUGCAAUGUGCAUGGUGCCAUGGUGGUAAUGGGUGGUGGAGGUGGAGGGAGAGGAGCACAGGAGCACAGGAUGAAGGCUGCAACGGAGGAGGGGAACAGACGAUGGGGGUGA
Messenger RNA from Colletotrichum abscissum, 387 nucleotides. RefSeq lists its product as uncharacterized. The annotation marks the transcript as partial. The transcript has a single exon. Lineage: Eukaryota; Fungi; Ascomycota; Sordariomycetes; Glomerellales; Glomerellaceae. The record is from RefSeq and is a predicted model, not a curated record.